AUGAUAGCUUUGGGGACUCAACCGAAUGCAAUUACACCCGUGAGCAUUCUUCCAGCCUGUGCUGGUUUGGAGUUUUUGAACUUGGGGAAAUUGGUUCAUGGUUGUGCUGUUAAAUUGGGGGUGGACUCUGAUAUUUCACUAAUUAACACUUUAAUCGCUCUUUGUGGUAAGUGUGGAAUUGUUGAUACUGCCAAAUCUUUGUUUGAUCAGAUGCCAGUCCAAAGCCUGGUCUCGUGGAAUGCCAUGAUUGCUGCUUAUGAACAGACUAAUGCUGAUCGGUAUGCCAUUAAGCUCUUCCGUAGAAUGCUAAUUGAAAAAGUAGAAUUUGAUUAUAUCACAAUGGUUAGUGUUAUAUCAGCUUGUGCUAAUUUAGGAGCACUCAAUAUUGGGAAAUGGAUACAUAAGCUUGUGAGGAACAAAGGUCUUGAAACUAAUGUUUCAAUUACUAAUGCUUUAAUUGACAUGUAUGCAAAAUGUGGAAACAUAGAUUUGGCAAGGGAUGCUUUCGACAAGUUGCCUCAUAAAAGUGUUGUGUCCUGGACUUCAAUUAUAGGGGCCUAUCCAUCUCAUGGGUAUGGGGACAAUGCUCUGAUGCUCUUCACAAAGGUGAAAGAGGAAGAAAUUUAG
Camellia sinensis is the source of this 627-nucleotide messenger RNA. The record is from RefSeq and is a predicted model, not a curated record. NCBI's taxonomy places the organism in Eukaryota, Viridiplantae, Streptophyta, Magnoliopsida, Ericales, Theaceae.